Messenger RNA from Juglans microcarpa x Juglans regia, 2251 nucleotides. Its product is annotated as CDK5RAP1-like protein. NCBI's taxonomy places the organism in Eukaryota, Viridiplantae, Streptophyta, Magnoliopsida, Fagales, Juglandaceae. Gene Ontology annotation, molecular function: 4 iron, 4 sulfur cluster binding; tRNA-2-methylthio-N(6)-dimethylallyladenosine(37) synthase activity. The record is from RefSeq and is a predicted model, not a curated record. Gene Ontology annotation, cellular component: mitochondrion; cytosol. Gene Ontology annotation, biological process: tRNA modification; negative regulation of cyclin-dependent protein serine/threonine kinase activity.
AUCCAAUUCCUAGUUAGCCGACUGGCUUGCACGUUUCUCUCCUCUUCAAUGGCGUCGUCGCUCACGUCGUUCUCCUCGGUCUUUGGCCACCCUCACUGCGGUCUCCGCCUCAAUAAGCUCCACAGUCGAUGCCGCUUUGGCCUCAGGGUUCUGCCCCCACCGAAGCCCCAGGCUUCCGUUUCCCGCUGCUUCUGCCACCGCACGUCACGGCCGCUUAGACAGACCUUUCCUCUCGCUCCCUCCUCCAGAAGCUUCUCGCAAUCACAUAUCUCUGCUCAUGAGGGCCCAAGCCUCCGCCACUUCAUUGCUCAAGCUGCUCUCACUGCUUCCUCCGAAGCCCGACCCGACCAAUUACCUACUUCAGAAGUUAGUUCAAGAGGGCGUAUCUAUCAUGAGACUUACGGAUGUCAGAUGAAUAUCAAUGAUAUGGAAGUUGUCCUAUCUAUCAUGAAGAAUGCUGGAUAUAGCGAAGUAGUGGGUGUUCCAGAGAGCGCAGAGAUUAUUUUUAUCAACACUUGUGCUAUUAGGGACAAUGCAGAACAAAGGGUGUGGCAGAGGCUUAACUACUUUUGGUUUCUUAAGAGACACUGGAAGAGCAAUGUCGCUAUUGGAAGGUCGAGUUCCCAGCGCCCUCCAAAGGUAGUGGUUUUGGGAUGUAUGGCUGAAAGGUUAAAGGACAAGAUCCUUGAUGCAGACAAGAUGGUCGAUGUGGUCUGUGGACCUGAUGCUUACAGAGACUUGCCAAGAUUGUUAGAAGAGGUAGACUAUGGUCAGAAGGGGAUCAACACUCUUCUUUCACUUGAGGAGACCUAUGCAGAUAUUAGUCCAGUUCGAAUCUCAAACAAUUCAGUUACUGCUUUUGUUUCAGUGAUGAGAGGUUGCAAUAAUAUGUGCUCCUUUUGCAUUGUUCCUUUUACAAGAGGCAGGGAGCGGUCGCGUCCAGUGGACUCGAUAGUGAGGGAGGGGGAGCUUUGGAAUGGAGGAGUUAAAGAGGUAACACUUCUCGGCCAGAAUGUAAACAGCUAUAAUGAUGCAUCUAUUGAUGAAAAUGAAGUUGAACCCGGGACUAAUUGGAGACUUAGUGAAGGAUUUUCCAGCAUGUCCAAGGUCAGAAAAAUGGGUUUACGUUUUUCUGAUCUCUUGGAUCGACUAUCCUCAGAAUACCCUGAAAUUCGGUUCCGAUUCACAUCCCCACAUCCUAAAGAUUUCCCUGAUGACUUACUCUAUUUAAUGCGAGACAGACCUAAUAUUUGCAAAUGUAUCCAUUUACCUGCACAAACUGGGAAUACCAACGUACUUGAAAGAAUGCGUCGGGGAUAUACGCGAGAUGCAUACUUAGAUCUUGUGCAAAAGAUACGGAGAAUUAUUCCAGAUGUAGGAAUUACUAGUGAUUUCAUAUGUGGUUUCUGUGGGGAAACAGAGGGGGAACAUGCAGACACGCUAAGCCUUAUUAAGGCUGUUGGUUAUGAUAUGGCAUACAUGUUUGCAUAUAGCAUGAGGGAGAAAACCCAUGCCCAUAGGAAUUACAUUGAUGAUGUUCCUGAGGAAGUCAAGCAGAGGCGACUGGCUGAACUGAUCGAGGCUUUCCGUGAGAGCACAGGUCAGUGUUAUGAGUCCCAGAUCGGAACAGUCCAACUAGUGUUGGUUGAAGGACCCAAUAAGAGAGCUCCAGAUACAGAGCUUAUUGGCAAGAGUGAUAGAGGUCAUAGAGUUUCAUUUGUUAAUCAAUCAGUACCAUCAUGUUCGGAUGAUAAUGUUAACGAGAGACGGAACCCAGUAGUCGGAGAUUAUGUGGAAGUUCAUAUAUUGAAAUCAACACGAGCGUCACUCUUUGGGGAGGCACUUGCUGUAACCAAAUUGAGUUCAUUCUACAACAAUGUGGCUGAAGAAGCUAUUGCUUGUGAAAGCCGAAGUUGACAAUUCCCCGGAUCUGUUUUUGGAUGUGCAAUUCUGUCUUCCCCCUGAAAGAAAUUUACAAGAUUAUUCUUUCCAACAUUAAUAGUGAAGAGGAUCAACAUCUUUUUUAAUAAUUUUCAUGUUUAGUUACAGGUCGAUAGCGCUGUGAUGGAAAGCAUGUGUAGAUUGACAAUUGCAAUCUGCAUUCCAUAAAACCUUAUUUUUGCUCUUAGGCUUUCGGUUUUUGUAUCUUCAAUGUAAUUGCUUAUACAGGGAACUAUUAUUGUAAUCUGAGAUCAAAGAACUGAAGAAGCAACCCAAGAAAUAUGCAAGUGUGCGUAUGUUGUACUGUAAA